Messenger RNA from Pomacea canaliculata, 2512 nucleotides. Its product is annotated as glutathione peroxidase-like. Gene Ontology annotation, molecular function: glutathione peroxidase activity. NCBI's taxonomy places the organism in Eukaryota, Metazoa, Mollusca, Gastropoda, Architaenioglossa, Ampullariidae. The transcript has 6 exons. The record is from RefSeq and is a predicted model, not a curated record. Gene Ontology annotation, biological process: response to oxidative stress.
AAAUAUGAAAUAUAAUAAAUUAUUCUACGUCACUUACAAGUAAUCUAGCUUUGCAGCAAAGAUGUUGACACUGAUGAGAAAAGGGUCAAUGGUUGUUAGUACGGCUGCCCUGACACUCGGCCUGGGAACGUCUGCUUUCAGCAUAUCAAGUAUGGCAGCUGGUGGUGAAUCAUGGAAAAAUGCCAGUUCAAUUUACGAGUUCAACGCAAAAGACAUUGAUGGAAAUGAAGUAUCUCUUGAGAAAUACAAGGGGCACGUUUGUCUAAUCGUCAAUGUCGCUUGCAAAUGAGGCCUCACAGAUAAGAACUACACUCAGCUACAGGCUUUGCACACCAAGUACGCUGAGGAGAAGGGCCUUCGCAUCCUUGCCUUUCCCUGCAACCAGUUUGGAGGACAGGAGCCAUGGCCCGAGGACCAGAUCAAAAAGUAUGUCACAGAGAAGUAUGGGGCGCAGUUUGACUUAUUUGCCAAGAUUGAAGUAAAUGGCGACAAAGCUCAUCCACUCUUCAAAUACCUUAAAAAGAAACAAAAAGGAACUUUAGGAGAUUUUAUAAAGUGGAAUUUCAGCAAGUUCUUGGUGGACAAGAAUGGACAGCCUGUCAAUAGAUACAGUCCCCAGACUGAACCAUUUGACAUUGAGAAGGAUUUGCUGAAGCUUUUUUAGCAAGUAACAAGUUGACUGGAUUGAAGAAGACUGGAAAGCUGCUGCAUGUCACACAGACUAUCUUCUUCCUCACAACAGAUUCUUUGAUGACUCGACCCAAAAACCCAUUUGGGGGGACGAAUCUGAUUGCAACAUGUGCAAGUUGCAUCUGGUUGUUUGGGAAAGGGUUGGUUCCUGUUUGACAUCUCACCAACUUUCUCAUUUACAUUUCCAAAAAAGAUAGUGCUCUCUUUCUUAAAUUGAAUGUGAGAUUAUAUGUCAAGAAAAUGAAAUGAUGCAAUUCUUUACUCACUGUGACUGUAGUUUUUUUUUUUUUCUUCACCUCAUUUUUUCUUCUUUUCUGUUAGUCAGGCUUAAUGGUUGACUGGUAUUAAUGACAACCCUAAACUGUGCACAAAGAAAUGAUCAUUAUGUGAUACAACUGGUGUGAUGGCAUAUCAUGCCUCUGGUUUUAAAUACUUUUUCUGCAUAUCAUGUGGCUUUUCCACUGCAUAUUUUGCCUUUUUGUAACUGAUACAUUGAUAAUCCGAUCUUUUUAUCAUAAAUCAUGCAAGAAUCUGUCAUCUUUCUUGGGCCAUGAAUAUGCUGCCUGAUAAGGAAGUUAUCUCUUUUUUUAACUGUAAUAGCUGAAUGACAGAUUUUAGUCAGCAUGACCAUUCCAUAGCCUUUUUAUAGCUCUUUUUAUAUCAUUGGAUUUAGUAGAAUGAUCACUCCAUCAGUCUAUCAUUUUUUUCCAGCACAUUAAUAAUGUGUGCUUCUUUGUGGUAAGACAGAUGAAAUCAAGUAUUUGCUGGUUAAUAAUUAGCAGAACAAAAGACAUAUUAAGUGGAAUUCACCAGAGAGAUUGGUAACGACAACGAGCUGAAUGAGAUCAACAAAAUACUUAGCUCUCCAUAUACAGUUUACAACCGUGAACACAAAUGUCUUCAUAGCUACAACUCAGUUGUAUUGAUCUACCCAUAUUUAAUGAGUUAAAAUCAUGCAAAAUACUUCCUGUAAAAUAAACAGAAAAGUUUAUUAUUAAUAUUGAUGAUUGAAUUUUUAAACUGCAUAUCCCCAUAUGGAUGCAUGCUCAGUGUACUGCUCAUAAAGUCUACAAACGAAAUGAUGGUCAACUAUAUGAAAGUAUGUAUUCUAAUGCCAUGACAAAACCUAAACAUAGUUUACACAUAAAGAACUGAGGAGUAAAUGGAAAAGUACUCUUGAUUAUGCAAGAUAUUUUGUAAUGAGAUGGGUUUUGAGGUAGGAUUAGAAAAUAGACAUAGAAGAGAAAGGAGCAGUGAAUUUCAAUGGGGCGGGAGAAAGAAAAGGAGCAGAGAAUUCCAGUGGGGUCUGAGAAAGGAAAGGAGCAUUGAAUUCUGUUGGAUGUUUAGACACAGAAAGGAUGGUUACACAAACACUGAAGCAACUGGAUGGGUGGUAAGGCAUCAGUACCCCAGACAGGUAAAGCCACAAUCAGAAAUCCUUAAAGCAGUGUAUACUGUUCUCCAGAUGCCUUUGUUUUUCCCUCAUUUUGAAAUUGUGUAUCAAAUUAUGAAGUAGAUGAAGCUUUGGAUCACAGUACCAUUAAAGUGACAAACAUGUCCUGGUCCCACCUUCAUUUGUCUAAAUGCUGCACUUCGAAAAAAAAAUUCACAUUGUUUGAAAUCUAUAAUGCAAUGAAUAUGAAUCUAAAUUAGGAUUGCCUCACUCAGUUUCUUAGCACAAUCUCCUUACACAGCCUUUUUUUUAAAGUGUUAAAAGUUAUUCAGAUGUUGUGCUGCUUCUCAGGAGGCAUAAUAUGUUGUCAAGUAAAUUAGUUGUGAUUAUUGUAGUUCAAAGAAUCAUUAAAAUGAAGAUGCAGACAUG